AUGAAAUUCGUUAUGGCUAGCAGUAAAAAAGACCAAGAUUACGAAACGCUUAUUCGAAAAAUUUUUGAAUUCAAAUGCGAAACAAACCUGCAAGAACAUCGAAAAAAAUUGAAAGAUGAUCCCACAAUUGAGCUCCGAGAAAAAAUGCGUAAAAAAGAAGCAGAAUGGGAAGCCAAACUGUUAGAAAAAGAUGCCGAAUUGAAAAGAGUCAACAAAGAAUUCAACAAUUUUUUGAUAGGACAUUUUCAAGAACAAAAUAAAAUUUUUAACAAUGUUCGAAAACAAUUAAUCAAAGCGAUUCCAGUGGCCGAAAGAGAUCUAAGAAAUUUACAACGAGAAGAGCAAAAACUGAUUUUAUUGACGGAAGAUAAGAUGCGAAAAUUCAAUUUGCAACAACAGCUGUUGGUUGAAGAGCUGCAGAAAAAAUUGAACGAUGAAGAAAUGACUUGGGUCCACGAAUUUAUACGUGAUUGGGAUGAACAAACAGAAAACAUUGUUCGAAUGAUGCAAAAUGGUGCUGAGAUUAGUCCAAUCGACUUGAAUCUUUCGUUUGGCUCAUGGCCAGAAACUGCCAUCAUUGAACCGGUAUUUAGUCAUAAAACAGAAAAAACGAAUGAGAUCAGUACAAGUCAUGAGGAAUUGGCCCCAUCAAAAAAUAAACCACUUACGACUACAAUUGAGAUGGUCAAGCCAAAAAAAUCGGUGAGAUUUUCAAACAUUUUUGAACCAGAACAUCAACAACAGGACACAGAUGAAGCUGAAAAAAAAUUUUUUGAUGAAAAAUUAUUUGACAUGUCCAAAACUGAUGAACUAUUCAACGAAAAAAUGGAAUUUAAUUUCGAUGAAGAUAAUAGCUUAUUGAAAAAAAAUAUGUCUGUAGAUUUGAAAGACAAUUUUAAGUCUGAUUUUGAAUUCAAUUUCGAACAAUCAAUCGAGGAAACAAACGAUAAUGGCACAGAUAAUUUCAUGUUCAACUUCAACAGUAUGGAUGAAAGCUAA
Molecule: messenger RNA, 999 nt
Organism: Dermatophagoides farinae (American house dust mite)
Lineage: Eukaryota; Metazoa; Arthropoda; Arachnida; Sarcoptiformes; Pyroglyphidae
Source: RefSeq, a predicted model, not a curated record